AUGCCUGAGCUCGCAGAAGUUGCACGGAUAGUGAACUAUAUCAAAAAGCACCUGGUAGGACACACUAUCUCCAAAGUCGUAGCCAACCAUGACGACCUCCUGUUCGGCAAAGUUGGCACCAGCGCCGACGAGUUCAAAAAACAUAUGCAUGGCAAAACAGUCAUAGGAGCUGGGCAGCAGGGCAAAUAUUUCUGGAUGAUCAUGUCUUCACCUCCGCACCCGGUCAUGCAUUUCGGAAUGACGGGUUGGUUGAAGAUACGGAGUGAAAACACUUACUACCGAAGCAAUGGCAAAGAUGAGAACGUUGAAGCAGACGUUUGGCCUCCAAAGUUUUGGAAGUUUCUGCUCGAGACGGAUAACGAGCCUAAGACCGAGGCUGCGUUUGUGGAUGCAAGAAGGCUGGGCCGUGUCAGGCUUGUGGACUGUCCUGGAGAUGAUAUACGAAAAUAUACGCCUCUCAAGGAAAAUGGGCCUGAUCCGGUCAUUGACAAGGCCAUAGUGACAGAGGACUGGCUGAAGGCCCUUGUGCGGCGGAAGAAGGUCCCCAUAAAAGCCCUGCUAUUAGAUCAGGCUAAUAUCAGUGGACUGGGGAACUGGAUGGGAGAUGAGAUUCUAUAUCAUGCACGGAUUCAUCCUGAGCAAUACAGUGAUACGCUCCGGGACAAUCAGAUCAAAGAGCUACACUCCUCCAUCAAUUAUGUGUGCUCCGUAUCUGUUGAUUUGAAAGGAGAGUCUUCUGAUUUCCCCACCGACUGGCUUUUCCACCACCGAUGGAAUAAGGGCAAGAAGGGAGCAGCGGGCAAACUACCCAGCGGAGAACCCAUUGUAUUCGUCACUGUUGGUGGCCGAACUAGUGCCGUUGUCCCAUCUGUGCAGAAGAAAGGCGGCGAAGAUGACGAAGAAAAACCGGAAAAACUAGAUGCCAAACAUCAGAAGGCUGCAGUCAAGCCAUUGGCGGUACCAAAGGUGAAAGCAGAUAACGGUGAAGCAGAUGUAUCGGCACCAGCGACUCCGAAUAAGAAGCGUAAGCAGCCUACCACAAAGGCUGUCAAGGAAGAGGAUGGUGCGGCAGCUACGCCGGCCCCGAAGAAGUCCAGAGCUACCAAAGCCAAAGCCGAAGCGGAGGAGCCAAAGGUGCCGUUGAGAAGGGGUCGAUCUGCCGCGAAGAACUGA
This is a messenger RNA of Nannizzia gypsea CBS 118893, 1173 nucleotides long. RefSeq names its product formamidopyrimidine-DNA glycosylase lyase mutM. The transcript has 2 exons. Gene Ontology annotation, cellular component: nucleus. NCBI's taxonomy places the organism in Eukaryota, Fungi, Ascomycota, Eurotiomycetes, Onygenales, Arthrodermataceae. The record is from RefSeq and is a predicted model, not a curated record. Gene Ontology annotation, biological process: base-excision repair. Bases 1 to 1173 code for a protein of 390 amino acids. Gene Ontology annotation, molecular function: DNA-(apurinic or apyrimidinic site) endonuclease activity; DNA N-glycosylase activity; zinc ion binding.